GUUUUAUAUGAUAUCUGUAAAAAUAGCAAUGACAUACGUCGAGAUGCGUCAUUUCUAUUUUACUUAUAUAUCACUCAUAUUUGGACGGCAUACCAAACAAAAGAUAUGGGGCAAUUUAUAUCGACAGGACCAGUUGUUUGCAAAAGGAAGGAGGACCUCGUCCGUUAUGCAUGGGACUCGGUGAAGUCUAAUUCUGUCAAUGAGACUAUUAAACUUGAAGUUGGACCGCAGGUUCACGGUUUCUUUGGAUAUAUAGACACCAGAGAGAAGGAAUACGUAGACUAUACACCCAUUGUCAUUGCCUGCAUGUCUGGAGAUUUCAAGCUAGCUAAGAAGCUAAUUGAUGUUGGGGCGGACAUUAAUUUACGUGUACGGAGUUAUGAGCAGCAGGAGGCGGUUCCACCUUUGUAUUAUGCUAUAAGAGCAAUGGAUGCAGACAUCGUAAAGCUAUUGUUAGAUUCAGGUGCGGAUGUGAACGAAUAUAAAGGAUAUAGGCAAUGUAUUUGUCUUCAAAAGCCAGAGAUAGAGCGAUACAGUAUUAUUCUUUCGAAGUAUUCAAUAAAUUUACAAGCGACUUCUGAUCGUACAUGGUCGCCAAUGACAAGAAUACUCGAACUGUACUUGUCAGCCGGGGCAAAGUUAAACACCACUCGCUGGGGUCACUGUUUCUUUUAUGGGAGAGGAAAAGUCUACGAGGCAACUCCAAAUCCACUGGGCAUUCCUACUCCGUGCUUUUCCUGUGAUACGGUUGUUUUACUUCUACAACACGGUAUUGAUCCAGACCAAUAUAAACUCAGCGACGUAUUGCUACAAUUUUCUGACCAUUAUUACCACUAUCGUUAUAGAUUUAGAAGAGACUGUAUAUGUGUGGGUUUUCAUAUAUUGCUGCACAUAUUCAUUGCAGCCGGUUACCACUACACACAUGACGAUCUAGAUUCUCAGGAUAUCCAGAUAAAAAUGAAAGAAUAUGGCUUUACUAUGGAAGAACCGCUUAGCUUAAAACACAGUUGUCGUUCGAUGAUAAGGAAACACUUGCGGAUACUAAAUAAAGAUACAACAAUUUUCCCUUCUGUUGACAAGUUACCUAUCCCACUUUCGUUAAAGGAUUACCUGAAAUUGUACAAUAUCAUUGACUUAAACAAUUGUUCAAUAGACUGUUACAUUUAUUGACAAGUUGCUUAAACUCUUGGGUUUAAUAGGUAUAAACUCUCUCCAGAUUGUGAUCAAAAUACCCUGCAAAUGUUGUGUGUUAAAUAAUU
Molecule: messenger RNA, 1259 nt
Organism: Saccostrea echinata
Lineage: Eukaryota; Metazoa; Mollusca; Bivalvia; Ostreida; Ostreidae
Exons: 6
Coding region: 106-1170 (354 amino acids)
Biological process (GO): intracellular signal transduction
Molecular function (GO): protein binding
Source: RefSeq, a predicted model, not a curated record